This is a messenger RNA of Canariomyces notabilis, 1032 nucleotides long. RefSeq names its product thymine dioxygenase. Lineage: Eukaryota; Fungi; Ascomycota; Sordariomycetes; Sordariales; Chaetomiaceae. Bases 1 to 1032 code for a protein of 343 amino acids. Gene Ontology annotation, molecular function: 2-oxoglutarate-dependent dioxygenase activity. The transcript has 3 exons. The record is from RefSeq and is a predicted model, not a curated record.
AUGGAAAAGUCAGCCGUGGAGGGCGAUGGGCUUCUUAUUCCGCUCAUUGACUUUUCAAAUUUCCUCCACGGCGACGAAGCCCAGAAGCUUGAGACGGCCAAAGCUAUCCUCACGGGCUUCCAAACUGCCGGCUUCAUCUACCUCAGUAACAUUCCGAUCACCCCGUCCACCCGUGCCCAUGUCUUCGAUGUCUCGACCAGGUUCUUCAAACUGCCUUCUGAAUCCAAAAACUCGCUCGCCUGGACCACCCCCGAGGCCAACCGGGGCUACUCAGCCCCAGGUCGCGAGAAAGCCACUCAGCUGACUGACCCCAAGGAGGUCGAGGCUCAGCGCCGCUCAGUUCCGGACAUCAAAGAGUCAUUUGAGAUAGGACGCGACAAUGACCCAGCCCAUCCCAACAACUGGCCGUCCGAAUCCGGCGCCGAAGCCGAGGGGCUCGGGCUAGCGGGCUUCCGAGAGACCAUGAUGGACUUUUUUGACCAGUGCAAGGCGCUGCACGUUGAGGUUAUGCGCGCGAUUGCGGUAGGCAUGUCGCUCCCGCAGAGCUUCUUUGAUUCGUUCGUCGACAACGGUGACAACACGUUGCGUCUGCUGCACUACCCAGCCGUACGGAAAGACGUGUUCCAGAUCAACCCGGGCCAAGCCCGCGUUGGGGAGCAUUCCGACUACGGCUCCAUCACCCUGUUGUUCCAGGACGAGAAGGGUGGGCUCCAGGUCAAGAGUCCUAACGGCCGCUUUGUCGACGCCCCCCCUAUUGAGAACACAUGCGUAGUGAAUGCUGGGGAUUUGCUAGCCAGGUGGAGUAAUGAUACUAUCAAAAGUACGGUGCAUAGGGUAGUGGAGCCGCCCAGGAAGGAAGAAGACGGCGGAGAUACUUACCCUCCGAGAUACAGUAUUGCGUACUUUUGCAACCCUAACUUCAAGAGUUUCAUUGAGGCCAUCCCCGGGACAUACGCUACCGAGGCCGACAAGAAGUAUGCCGGUAUCAACAGCGGAGAUUACCUAGUGCAGAGGUUGACGGCUACGUAUUGA